GGACUAUUCGGCCAACCUCACAUAUAUCUUUUUUAAACUUUCCUGCUGUGCUCCCUUCGUCCUCUUUCAGCCCGUGAUACAGGAGAGCGCCUGUGAGAUUCCACCGUGCAGCGCAAACUCGUACGCCACCAGCAAGAGCAAAAGAAGAAAGAAAAAUCUUUGAGCGCUUCGAACUGUCCUCACGCAAUUUUUGGGGUUUCCGUUUUAACGCUGCUGCUUUUUUCUUUCCCUCCCCUCCCCUGCUUACUUUAGGCGCACAAGGUGGGCGGCGUGCACACAUCUCUUCUCUUCUUUCUUCGCAGCGUCUCUGUCAUGCCCAUUCGUGGAGCGGUGCUCACACCCACCGAGGUGCUCCUCGCCCGAGAGGCGUGCGAGCCCCUGCUCCUCAGCGUGACGGACCGUCUCCUGCGUGGUGGCCUAGCCGGUUUUGCGGAGUUCCGCCGGCGGUAUGUCGUGGAGUGCCAGCGGGCGAUGUCCGCCACGACCGAGAACUCCAAUGCGCGGUCGCGGUCCUCGACGUCCACGACUGGCACGACGCCGGCCGAAGCAGGAUUUUUCACACCGGCCACAAACGGCGAUGGAGGACAGCGUGUGGCACGGCGCGUGAACCCGGAAGGGUUAAAGACUGUCUUGGCCCAGUCGGGGGUGCUCCUGAGCCCGGAGGAGUACCGAUCAAUUCUGAUAGCUUACCGCGACGCCGUGGGCUUCGUGCUCGCCGAGGACCUUCUCGCGGACCUGCACCCCUGCCGACGCGUGCCGCUGGACCUGAUUCACGCCUGCACCGGUGCCGUGGCGGACGGCCUUUUCUUGGACCUCCCGAUGGUGGAGAGCAAAGCGUCGGCGGCGAACAACGAUGUAAGGGAUUUGGACUUCCCUGCCGUGACGGUCGGCAGUGUGUGUGCAGCUCUCACAGCUGUCUUCGACCCCGCCUUAUCCGACGAAGAAGCAGCUCCACUAGCCGCGGAUCCAUCGUCUGCCGCGGCCUGCGUGUCCGCGCUUACCUCUCUGCAGGCGGGCGUGGAGGCCACCUUCAUCGAGGCCGUCUACCCAGACGGUGCCGUACCAGCCGAGGACGUCGUGGCGUUUGUGGUGCUGUCUCUGCAGCAGCACCCGCACGUGUCCGCCAUAGCGUUUGCGCGACUGCGGCAGGCGAAGUCUCUCACGGCGGCCCCGCCACCAGCGGACGCAGCGGCUACUUCUUCGCGUCGUGCCGGCAUCACUAGCGUCUUCGCCGGCAUCGACGGCGCCACCCUCUUCAGCAUUCGGCACAGCGGGGUGACGACGCAGCGCAAGUUUGAGUACUACAGCGACAACGCGGACCGCCGUGAUGAGUGGAUGCUCGGGCGGCGGGAGGCAGAUGCGCGCUCGGGCUAUCUGCGUCACACCGUCGGCUACGGUGGUCACCUGCCGGAGUACCAAUAUCGGUUUGGUCGCACCUUUCACGUGAUUGAGGAAGAUUUGCCGCAGCUGACGAAGCCAAAGGCGCCGCUGGAGCCGGUGCCGGCGGACUGGUACGGUGAGGGGGUGGAGCUGAAGGAUAGCCGCAUGAACGCGCACCACUACCGGUUUGCAUAA
Molecule: messenger RNA, 1575 nt
Organism: Leptomonas pyrrhocoris
Lineage: Eukaryota; Euglenozoa; Kinetoplastea; Trypanosomatida; Trypanosomatidae
Exons: 1
Coding region: 313-1575 (420 amino acids)
Source: RefSeq, a predicted model, not a curated record